Oryctolagus cuniculus (rabbit) is the source of this 1131-nucleotide messenger RNA. Lineage: Eukaryota; Metazoa; Chordata; Mammalia; Lagomorpha; Leporidae. The record is from RefSeq and is a predicted model, not a curated record.
AUGCAUGGACUCCCAGGAGGACUUGGAAGAGGCCCCACCCAUUGUGAUGUGCGCUCCCAUUCCGUCAGCACAGUGGGCACUUGGCUUCCCCACCUGGUGGGGGCUGAGACCUGGAGAUCAGGGGCUCCCCAGGUGUGUAGAGCUUCUGACGCCUCGGAGAGGGGAGCGAGCCCACCCCAGCCCCCUGCGGCUUCCUGGAGACAAUGGCCAAGGGGAGACGCUUCAACCCGCCCCUGGACGAGGACGGGAGAUGGCGCUGCACUGAAAAGAUGCACCCGUGGCCAUGUGGCUUCCAGCCCGCUGACUCUCCCGGCUACAGGGAAUGCCUCCCCCAGCCCCCACGUGUAUAGCAUGAGCGCCCCACCUCGUCACAGGCAUGGUAACUGGCCAGUGCCACUUAGGAGGACAUUACUCAAAGGCCACCUGAGUAUACAGCUCCACUGUGGCUGGAGGAGGAAUGGAGAGAGAGAUGAUCGAAACGCGGGCCAAGGUCAAAGACUCCAAUUCCCUCACGUCGGACUCAUGCAGAAGACCCCGGAAUCCAUCACACGAGCUACGUUAAAGGAGCCCCUUUGUGCCCAGGCGGCUCGGCAGGUGGAGGGGAGGCUGCCGCCCAUCUACAAGGUCCGGGAGAAGGGCCUGGGACGGAAGAAGAUCUCCCCAGAUAAAAGGCAACAUGUUUCCAGGAAUUUCAAUCUUUGGGCGAGCGACUACGUUCCAUCUUGUCUCGAUGGCUUUUCAAACAACCAGAUAUCCUACGUGUACAAGGAGGCCAGGGUGGACCCGUGGUUCAGGCGCUUUCCCAGAUGUUACGCAGAGGUCUGGAGCACCUGCCGAUUUAUUCCUGAGCGCAGCUACCCAAAGAUUUUGAGAAAGAAACCAAAAGAGCUCAUGCCUGAAUGGCCAGCCCCAAGGACGACGGUUUCUACACACCUGCUCACUGACGGGCCAGCCUCGUUGGCAGAGGAACGCCUCUGCUCCCAGCAGAGAGAACAGCUCUGCUCAUGGUCCACACUCCACGCUGCCGUGCUGUGAGUGAUCCCAGCCGAGUUCAGCCUUCUCCGCUGGGGAACACAUCUUAAAUAUUCUCUCUGCUGUUGAUGAUUUUACAAUAAAGCCAUCCUACGUGCU